Messenger RNA from Cladocopium goreaui, 1626 nucleotides. The record is from the annotation of a GenBank genome assembly. Lineage: Eukaryota; Dinophyceae; Suessiales; Symbiodiniaceae.
AUGCCUCCAGUGGAUCCGCCAGAAGUUCCAUCGGAGGAUCAAGCGUCAGCAGGCAUCAAGACCCCUGCAGACACCAAGGACAGAUCUAAGGAAAGUGUAGGUGGCUCUCAGCAGAAAGUGUCACCGAGCGAGCGUUUGGGAACUGCAGUGGAGGGGGACAGAGAUAGAAGUGUAGGGUCGUUAGUUGAGCCACUCUUCACUCCUGAACAGGUUCAACAUUUCACUGGAUUGUUUUCGCAAGCACCAUGGCUGUACACACAACCUCGAUCAGCAUUUUCUCCAUUUUUGCAGCGUCCACAGUUUUUAGAACAAGAGGAGCUCAGAGCUAGACAAGCAUCUGAGAAUAGAGAUCAAGAAAUGGAGAGGUUGAAAGAGCGUUUGAUGCAAGAUCAACUAGAAAGAGAAGAAAUGAGACAGUCCAUGAAAUUCCUGUUUGAGGAGAAUCGUCGGCUGAUGCAAAAGUUGGAAGCUCAGGAGAAGCAGAAAGAAGCUGAUCCGAAGUUUUCAACACCUGAAGAGGAACCGCGAAAGUUGGAGCAGGCUGGAGACCCCCAAAAGGAGGCUGAGAUACCCCCCGAAGUCAGGUUUGGAAGUGAAGAACAGCGCCAUCCUGGCCAAGAAGGAACAGGACAGAAGGAGUCAAGCAGUAGUGAAAGCUUUGCAGAGCGAUCGCUUGGCUUCAUGGCACUGAUGAUGGAGUCGAUGAAGGAAAUGCAAAAGAAGAUGCUGGAGCCACGAGAAGAGGCUGGAAUGGUCCGAGGUGUGGAAGUGGUUCGGACUGGUGUCAUGGAGUUGCCAGCCCUUCAACAAUGCAAUCCAGCACAAGGACCUCUACAACUAGGAGAUUGGUUGUUGAUGAUCGAACCAGUUGCUGCUGACAUGUCCACCACAAGCCAAGAAUGGUGGGGCGAAAUGACCAAGGCAGUUGAGACUUGGUAUCAGCAGCAUAUGUCAAUGAAUCCUUUGGAUCGAAGUGAGGCAAGCAUCAAGGAGUUGAUGGAGGAAGCCAGCAAGAUGUUGAAAAGUCUUACCAGCGCAAACACCACAUCCAGCAGCUCAACAACAGCAGCAUCAACAAGCAGAGAAGAAGGAAAGGACGAAGUGAUGGAUCGGCUGCAGCAGCAGCUGAAUGCGUUGAGGCUGAAGACAUUGAGAUUGAGAAGGUUGGCUGGUGGAGGAGUGCAGGGACUGUUGGACUCUGGCGCGACAAAUCCACUACGACCAUUGAAGCCGGGGGAGGAGACCACCAGCUACCGUCAAGUUGAAGUGGCGUUGGCCAAUGGUGGAAAGACUCAACUGGCGAUCACCCGUGGAGGCACACUGGUGAGUCCUGACUUGGACAUUGAGCCGAUCGUUCCGAUGGGCUUGCUGAUUGGCGUUCUGGGCUGCAAAGCAACAUGGGAAGAAGGUGGAAUCACAGUCAUCCAUCCAAAGAUUGGCAAGCUGCCGAUCAACCAAAGUGAAGGAUGCCCACAGGUAUCACGUCAGUUGGCUCUUCAGCUCAUUGAGGAGAUUGAGGACAAAAAGCUAUGCAUUGGCGAGGUGGCAUCCGACUUCACCAAAGAAGAGGCUUCACACUUCAUCGAGCUUGGCAUCAAGUCGGAGGAGAAGGUUGGCAGUUGUUAG